Molecule: messenger RNA, 1267 nt
Organism: Tigriopus californicus
Lineage: Eukaryota; Metazoa; Arthropoda; Copepoda; Harpacticoida; Harpacticidae
Product: trypsin II-P29-like
Exons: 4
Coding region: 270-1175 (301 amino acids)
Biological process (GO): proteolysis
Molecular function (GO): serine-type endopeptidase activity
Source: RefSeq, a predicted model, not a curated record
AGCCCGUGUUUGCAAAUAUUUCUAAAAAAAAUCUCUCCAACUUUUGCCUGUAUUGAUGGUAUUACUCGAGUAAUUUUUUAUUAUGUUUUUCUUCAAUAAAAGGUGAAUAUACUUCAACACAUGUUACUUAUCAUUUAGAAAUAUAAUUAUCUGAACUAAAAAACCAUCAACGUAAAAUGAAUUUACAAAUCAAAGUAAAAGAAGAAUGAUUGCAAAACCCGAAGAACAUGUCAAAUCACGCCUGAUCCUUGGUGAAGCUGAUCAAGGGUAUGGCAGGAUUUUAUCUCGAAUCAUUCCGCUUCUGUGAUUGGAACAUGGCAGAUCGUGACUUUUUGCUCUUCAGUGGCUUCGCAUUUACGUUGUUCUCCCUCGUUAACACAUCAAACUUAUCCCAAGUAUGCGGAAAAGUGGAUGUGAGGAAUUGGAAUAACGCCAAGAUCGUUAAUGGGUUACCCACAGAACCGCACCAAUUUCCAUGGCACGUUGGUGUGCGAUCCUUGAGCCUGAAAACAGUCUAUUGUGGAGGGGUUUUGCUUUCUAAGGAGUGGAUUCUAAGUGCCGCCCAUUGUUUUAAUACCUUGUCAGCCGAUGACAUCGAUAUUCUUUUGGGCAAACAAGACUUGACCAAACACGAGCCGGGUGAACGAAAGAGAAGUGUGUCCGAAAUCAUUCGCCAUCCUAAAUUCAAUCCUUUUGCCAUGCACAAUGACUUUGCUCUCCUCAAAUUAAAAAAAUCGGUAAUCUUUUCCGAGACCAUUGCUCCUAUUUGUUUGCCGUGCGAUAGGUUUGAGACCCAUGAAGGUGCAGAGGUCUGGGUGGCAGGGUGGGGUUCUUCAGGGCCUAAUACGAACACCAUGGCACACAUCCUUCAAAAAACCAACCUGACCGUGUUGAGCGACGGACAAUGUCGAGAUCACUUCGGUCGAAUUCCAAGGGGAGCCUUGUGCGCCAUUGGGAAGCACGGUCAAGACGCUUGUGCUGGGGAUAGUGGAGGCCCUUUGAUGUACUACAAUAUGGAUCGAGAACAAUUUGAGGUGAUUGGUGUGGUCUCAUGGGGCAUUGGGUGCGGCCAUUUUGGGGUGCCAGGAGUGUACGGUCGAGUUACUUCAGCGUUCAAUUUCUUUCACAAUUCUUUAUGGACUUGGAACAAUGAAACAAAAUGCGCUAGAGCAUGAAGAGUGGUUCAAACACGAAAGUAAUGUCCUUUUGAUAUCAGAACAAAAGAAGGGUAUCAUUGACUAAAUAUAUAGAUAAUAAAGAUGAAUAC